Messenger RNA from Penicillium brevicompactum, 1701 nucleotides. RefSeq lists its product as uncharacterized. Gene Ontology annotation, molecular function: telomerase RNA binding; protein binding; telomeric repeat DNA binding. Gene Ontology annotation, cellular component: telomerase holoenzyme complex. Bases 1 to 1701 code for a protein of 566 amino acids. NCBI's taxonomy places the organism in Eukaryota, Fungi, Ascomycota, Eurotiomycetes, Eurotiales, Aspergillaceae. The transcript has a single exon. The record is from RefSeq and is a predicted model, not a curated record. Gene Ontology annotation, biological process: nuclear-transcribed mRNA catabolic process, nonsense-mediated decay.
AUGUCGCGGCAGAGCCGAAACCAGAGGAUCAAGAUCUGGAACCAGCGUCGGACGGGUUGUGUCGGCAACCCCCAGCCCCCCUCGGUCACCGAAGAAGAGCUGGUGGACAGAGUACGUGGGAUCUACACGGAGCUGGUGAAGGUAGAGAAGAAUUGCAUAGAGAUUACUAGAGAGCAAAUGAGCUCCAGGGCGGAGCUAUCGAAGACUCAAUGGCAGCGCCUCGUCGAGAUGCAUCGAACGCUUCUCUACCAGCAUCACGACUUCUUCUCCCUUACGGCUCAGCACCCAGCCGCCAGCCCGGUGUUGGGGUACCUACCUGACAAGUAUUCCAUGCCCGCCCGCAUGUGGGAUCACGCGAUUCGUUCUUUUCUCGAGCUGUUGCACCAGAAGCUCCCCAGCUCGUGGGAACACAUGCUUGAUUUCAUUCACUUCUCGUACUCGAUGAUGACACUGAUGUUAGAGAGUGUGCCCGAUUUCAGAGAGACGUGGAUUGAACGCCUGGGCGAUCUCGCACGCUACCGGAUGGCCAUUGAAGCAAUUGAUCAGAAGGAUCGCGAUCUCUGGGCUGGGGUUUCCAAGUACUGGUAUAGCCAGAACGUAGCCAGUAUCUUGGAAAAUGGACGCAUCCAGCAUCACCUGGCGAUCUUAUCGCGUCCGGAUGUCCUACAGCAGUUCUUUCACUACACGAAGGCCCUGAUCAACGUUCGCCCGUUCGCAGAUUCCCGAGACAGAAUGGUCCAAUUAGUGACUCGGAUCAUGAGUCCGCCGGCCCAGAGGCUAAGUCUGAUCCCUUCAUUUGUCAAUGCUCAUGGCCUACUCAUCCUGGAGACACCAUCAGGGGAUUUUGCUUCUCGCGCCAAGGCUUUUCUCUCAUCAUUACGCAGAGACGUGGGGUUAUUGGAUCGACCAGGAGAGCAGAGUGCUCAGAUGACCUGUUGCAACAUAUCCGCGAUCUUCCAAUACGGUCACACAGCUGGAGCGAUGCAGGAUAAAUUCGAUUCGAGGAAACGUAGCACCACAGCGGAAUAUCGUACGUCGGUGGCACAGUGGACAUCUCACCCAGGGCAGAGCUCGCGCAAGAGCUCCGAUCGUUCCACCCAGCUUACAUUCCAAGCGAGCUCGCUCGCGUUUCACACUUUGAUAGUCAUGCUUGAUCAAGUAGACAACCAGCACAUGUAUCCGAGUGUUCACAUUUCGAUGGCAUUUGUCUGGUGUCUCACCCUCAACCCAGGCGCCAUUCAAUGGCUUGAGCCGCUGGUCCCCUGGGUGAGGUUAGCAGCGUACCUCAACGGUUUCAUCAAUCUCAAAGCUACCAUCCCCAAGUUCGAGGCUGAGAAUUUUCCACUUUGUGAGGACCCACCUACGAAGCAGCUGCCGGAAGACCUUUUGAUCAGAGGGCAGGCGUGGACCCAGCUUUACUACCCAGAAAACUUUUUCGAGGCAGCGCCCUCGGAGGACGACAGACUACCCAUCGUACAUCCGGCUACUUUGAUUCCUAGAAUACAGCGAUGCCUUUGGCUUGGAGUUAGGAUCGCAAAAGUCAGUUGCCCUCCCUUUUAUUCUUUCCGGCGGACUGAUCGUUGUCUACAGUUCGCUCGCUGGAUAACAUAUGACCAGACCCAGGGAUUCAGGCCGACCCGGUUAGCAGAAGAAUAUGCACCAUGCGCUGAAUCUACUGCUUCCCUCACCGGAGAUAUAUAG